Molecule: messenger RNA, 5677 nt
Organism: Hypoxylon fragiforme
Lineage: Eukaryota; Fungi; Ascomycota; Sordariomycetes; Xylariales; Hypoxylaceae
Exons: 6
Coding region: 229-5514 (1761 amino acids)
Source: RefSeq, a predicted model, not a curated record
GGAAGCUCUGAACAACUCACUGAAACUCACCAGUGAAAUUAACAAAUUAACAAAUUAAAGAAAUUCAACCUUGAAUCAACUUUCUGAACUUCUUGAACUUUUUGAUUCAUUCAUCUCUUUGUUUUGAUAACCUGCGAAAAUAAACAUCUUUUAAUCCGUUUAAUCUGUUCACUUUCUAAACUUAAAUAGCUUCUCACAGAUGGAUUCGGUUCGAGUUAAUUGGCCAAGAUGACCACCCAGCUUCUUUCUACAGAAUUAGCCAAUCUCAUACAGGAGAGUAAACGGAAACACAAUGAUCUUAGACAGGCAGCCGAGAAGUCUUUGGAGGAGUUAAGGAGUAUCCGUGCUGCUAACGAAGCACAACUUGCCGCCGAACUCUCUCAAAAAGUCAACUUCGUCAACCCUUUUGUGAUAGCAUGCGGAACCAGGAAUACCAAAUUUACCGGAAUAGCCAUCGUCUGCUUGUCACGCCUCAUUCUUGUGAGGGCUCUCCCACGGUCCAAGUUGAGCCCCGUCCUAGAAGCAUUGCGCGAGGCAACCUCGGCUGGUCUAGAUGUUCAGCUUAAGAUUUUGCAGGCCUUACCUAGCUUGCUUCAAAAUUAUUCUAAGGAAGUUCAAGGCGACCUCUUAGUGACCGCCCUGAAUAUUUGCUUCAUCCUUCAGACUACCAAGAAUGGGAUCGUCAACAACACAUCUGCUGCCACUCUUCAGCAGCUGGUCAUGACUGUUUUCGAAAAAGUGGUGGCCGAGGAUAAAUUGGAACCUGACGGAGAUUUUGUUGGGUAUGCUCCUACUAGCGAUGACGAAGUUCAGCUUCGUGAAGCGUCCAUGGAUGCUUACCGUAUCUUCAAAGACAUCUGCCUAUUGACAGAGAACCAGCGGCCAGAGUAUUUACGGUUUACUGGACUUCCUCAGACCUUUGGCUUAGAAUUGAUAGAGUCUGUCUUGAGCCAACAUGCUUCCGUUUUCACCAAACCCCAGCAUCCGGAGCAAGCUCAUAUACUCCGGACAAGAGUGAUGCCUUUUAUCAUCUCAGCAUUAUCUGGGAGGCCAAAUUUUGCGACCUCUGUUCGCCUCGUACGUAUCCUUUACACGCUUCUGAGGAAACAUCUGGAUAUACUACCCUCGGAAGGUGGCGAGGCUCUUGAUGCCCUAACGCAGUUGCUCGACCAAGAUACGGCUGUCUGGAGGAGAGCAUUAUGCAUGGAAGUGUUUCGUGGUAUAUUUUCCGAACCGCCUCUUCUAAGACGCAUUUUUGCCCUCUAUGAUUCUAAAGAGGGAGAGAAGGACAUUCUCAAAAGCUUGAUGGCUACGUUUGUUAGAGUAAGCACGGAGAAACCAGUGGUCAUUGGUUUAGGCCACCAGUCUACUCUUCCCGUGGCCAAUCCAUAUGCCAAUGUUGGAGGUUCUUCGGAUCACGCAAUGCUAGAAGCUAGUGGAGUCACCGGAAUAAUCAGCGGCUCUGUUGGCGAGGGCCAUAACACUGGCAUUAGCACUCAAUGGAGCACGGUUAGGGUGGCUUGCAUAGACCAUCUCGACAAGACCGAACCGCCACCGAUUCCGGAGUCGUAUAUUUAUGCAUUGACUUUGUCCUGUAUUACUUCAUUGUCCGAAGGGUUAGCGAAGUUUAUCUUGCCGUUAACAGUUCCUCCUGAUAAUAGAGCUCGCAAGCGCACCGCAAAGCAGUCGGAAAUGGGAAGGCAAUCGCCGGCUCCUAUAGAGGAGGAAAACAAUGGGCCAAGAUUGGCGAUAGAGAGGACCUCCACAAUGACCUCAAUUGAGAGAUCUGGAUCAUUCAAGAAGAACCCAGUACCUCUCAACCCCUUGGAUAUCAAAGACCACCCUUUGCAUGCCGAGGUAUACCUCUGCGCUGGUAUCAUUGACGAGUGUUGGCCAGCUAUUCUUGCAACAUGCUCUACCUUCCUAUAUGCAGCCCUCGACUCAGAGUACUACCAUGGCCUCGUCCGAGCAUUUCAAAAAUUCACGCACGUUGCAGGCCUACUCCGCCUAAAAACCCCAAGAGAUGCUUUCCUCACCACCCUUGGAAAAGCAGCUGUACCACCGAAUGUAUUCUCUGCGUGUCUCAGUACCGGCCCGUCCAAGUCAAUGGCUGCUAGCCCUGCUAUGGAAACACCAAACAGUAUUCUGAGUAACGCUAGAGGCCUCUUGAGUGUUGAUAAUCUCGUGACUCCAGUCGGCGCCGCCGGGGAAAGGCAGAGACAGGCCUCUGUGGAAGCAAACACCGUGCCACAAACAUUGAAUACUCGAAACCUUCUAUGUCUGCGGGCACUUUUGAAUCUAGGUAUUGCUCUUGGGCCUACGCUUGGACCAUCUUGGUCGAUUGUUCUCGAAACGCUUCAGCAAGCAGACUUUGUUCUAUUUAUGACUGGAAAGGCCCCCGGGAGAACACCAAUCGCCGGAAAGGAUUCAGAUCCACGAGCAGAGAGCGAAGCCGCUUCGCUCCUGGCCAACUUCAAUACCGAAGUAAGAGCUGUUGAAACUGCUGCAUCUAGACUCUUUGAAAGUUCUGUUGAUUUCCCAAAUGAGGCUUUUGUGGAGGUUGUUGAUGCACUCUGUGGUUUGCUAGACCAGCAAACUGAGUCUGCCUCCGAGCCACCAAGCCGACCUCAAUCAUCAUCUUCUCCGACAUCGCCAACAAUUGGUCUUCGGUCACCGAGUGGCCAAUCUCGGAGACCCCUCAGUGUGAUUACUUCCGUGGCUACUGGGUCAAGCCAAGAGGAUCAGUUUGCUCUCGCCAAAAUUGGCGAAAUCGCGAGUAUCAAUAUCGAGAGACUCCUAGGGUUUCCAGCAGAUGUUUCGGGCUGGACACGUAUCACUUCUGAACUAAUUACCACGUUAGGCUCUGUCCCCUUACCAGCGCAAAUUCGUACCCGCGCAGCGGAUAUUCUAGUCCAUCUCAUGUUAGAUGCUGCCAAAGAGGUUGCUAAUCUCGACGAUGAGACCCGUAGUAAGGUUCAACUUCGUCUAUUGGAAGCUCUCCGAGACUCUCUACUCCCAUUGCAGAUGGAGAAUCGAGCGGCCUCCGUAGCCACUCAUUCGACAGAUGUUGAUAUCCAUAGAAUUAUUCUUGAAGGCCUUAAAAGUCUACUUGAUGAUUGUGGUGAUGCGCUGCUCAAUGGAUGGGAGAUCACAUUUGAGGUCAUAGGUAGUAUAUUCGUUCAACGAUUUGAUGACAAUGGCGUGCGAGACGUUGCUGGACAAUCACUAGCCCUCACAACACGUUCUAGCAAACUCAUCAGGUCUGCUUUCAGCUCUUUACAAUUAAUCUGCUCUGACUUCCUCGGGUCAUUGCCUAAAUCAUGCUUUUUAAUUCUCGUUGAUACCCUGUACAAAUUCUGCUCACAAGACGAUGAUCUAAACAUUGCACUAACGACUGUCACGUUCUUCUGGGUUCUUUCUGAUUUCUUAUCUGGAAGAAGCAAGUUAUUGCCGAUUACCGAUAGCCUUGUUGACGAUCCCAAUGGAGUUUCAUUGGUAGAGAAGGCAUCUAAUGAUGAGGAUGCGUCCUCGGAUGCAGCGUUGUGGAUGCUUCUUUUACUAAGAUUGACCACCGUAACCACCGAUGAAAGGCUUGACCUCAGGAACAGUGCAAUACAAACGUUAUUACGAAUAUUUGAUGCGUAUGGAGAUAGGCUUGGCUCUGAAGCAUGGUCUGUCUGCAUCAAGUCGGUUAUCUUCAAACUUCUUGCUUCCUUAGAGCAGGAACUUGAAGACAUCCGUAAACCAGAGCAUGACGAUAAAGCUCGACAAGACUGGCAUGAUACAGCCGUCUUGGUGCUCAAUGGCAUAUCUAGUCUUCUUGCAAAUUAUCUUGAUGUGCUUACCGUCCACCCGACCUUUAAAUCAUACUGGCAACAACUCCUGGUUCAUUUUGCUAAUCUACUGGACUUCCAAGUCCUUGAGAUUAGCACGGCAACUUUUAAGGGGUUGACGCAGAUGCUUUCGCAGAGCCAAAACGGCACAAAGCAGAACUUCAACAAAAUUACAAUCGAUCUGGCUUGGGACUUGUGGUCUCGCGGCGUCCCAUUUUCGAAGAAUGCUACCACCGGUAGGACAACAGAUAAUCAAAUUUGUCUUCUCGCUUAUGUUGGGGCCCUCCGCGAUGUAUAUCGUCUUAUACAAGUUGAUCUCACUGUCGAUCGCAUUCGCCGAAUGCUAACGUUGUUACGAGAAGUCAUGCAGGUGGCAACCCCUGGGUCAUAUAUAGCUGACAUCGACCACCUCACGCCUUUGCAAGGACAAGUACUUGAAGUGAUAAAAAUGCUUCGAACAGACAUACCUGGGGCACCAUCUGCUUUGAUAUCCCAGGUUUCUGAAUUCAUAUCACUUGCCUUCUUGGAGGAGUACGACAUGUCUAAGCAACGGAACACACAAAAACGCACUUAUGUUGCUAUGUCUAAAUCUAGCAUGGCAAUUUUACAGUCGCUCAUAGUCAGUCAUGCUGCUGAUGCCAAAAUUUAUGGCGACGGCGCAUUCUUGGCUGCUCUCACGGCUUUAUCAAGGCCAAUUGUGCUCAAGUACCGAUUCCCCAUUAUCACCAAGUCAGAACAACCCUGGAAGCAAUCAACGACAUGUUCGUUGGUUAUUUUGGAAGCCACCCUACCACAACUCCAUAAGCUCGAAGUCUCGCGGUCAAGUCUCCAGGAUAUUUGGGAAGUGAUUGUUACCAUCGCCAAUGGUAUCAUUAGUGCAGACUGUGAUGCACCGCCAGACCAGGUGAACAUUCUAGACGACCAAAAUUUCGACAUUUCUUCCUUUUUGAGACUUCGCGAACUCAUCAUUCCAUCAUUAGGCGCGGAAGUCGUAGCAGACAGGACACGAAAGGUAUUCGCAGAAAAUCUAUUUCGGAUGUCCAUUAUCCACAUACCCGCCCCGGCAGAAUCCUCGCUCAUUUAUGGCAACGAUGGGGGUGAUGUGGCUGGGCUGUCUAACCUAUACAAGUCGCGAAAAGGCCGUACUAUAGACCCGCCCCCCGCUAAACGCGAGAAGAUGUGCUAUGUCUGCUUAGAUGAGCUGUUUGCUUUAGUAGCCAGCCAUAACGAGGCAUCAACGCCGAAAAUCACAGUUCAACCGCCGACGCCAGCUUUUCUACCACCAAGAAUGGGGACGACUGGGGCCAUUAAUAUGACACUCGAACCUCCGCACGCUCUCAAUGUGCGACUAGCCCGAACGGCAGCGUCAUACCUCAUCCUACGUGCUGCAUUGACAAUAAGAGCAUAUAUCGCGGACCAGCCACUCCGUGGCCAUAUGCCUCAACCGCUCAGCCAACGGCGCGAGCUAGCGCGGAUACUAGAGAGUCUUAUUGAGCUUAAGAGCGAGCCAGAUGCCAUUCCCGACACGCCCAACGUCGAGAGUGAAAGCCGUAAGCAUCUACUUAGGCUGUAUCCACUAUUAGUGAGUGCCACGCGGGUGGCGGGAACGAGUGGUGAUGAAGGUGUGUUGAGGCAGUUAACGAAGGCAUUGGACGUUGUUGGGUCGGAAUUGGGGAUUUAAUGUUAAGAGGGUUCCAACUUUGUAGUAAUAGUUUAGACGUAGGAAGCCUAGGUUGCUUUGAAUCCAGGAGAUGAUUACGACAUCGUAUACACACGCAUUCACCGUUCAAUCUUCAAUACCUCCUAGCUCUGUAUCCAUCUACUUAGGUAUGGUGAGUAUGUGA